Molecule: messenger RNA, 2172 nt
Organism: Oppia nitens
Lineage: Eukaryota; Metazoa; Arthropoda; Arachnida; Sarcoptiformes; Oppiidae
Product: short transient receptor potential channel 5-like
Exons: 4
Coding region: 139-2172 (677 amino acids)
Biological process (GO): regulation of cytosolic calcium ion concentration; manganese ion transport; calcium ion transmembrane transport
Cellular component (GO): cation channel complex; membrane
Molecular function (GO): protein binding; store-operated calcium channel activity; inositol 1,4,5 trisphosphate binding
Source: RefSeq, a predicted model, not a curated record
UGAAUAUAGAUUUCGAUUGUUUUAUUGGUAUUGAAAAUAAAUCCAUCGAAUUGUUAUUAUUUAGACAAACUUUACACACAAUUAUAGAAAUUGAUAUUUUUUUUUAUUUAGGAUUAGUUUUUUUGUCGAUGAUAUACAAUGGCAGAUCCCAAACGAUAUGAAUCUAAUUUAAUGAUUGAAAAACUUCUUAAUUAUGCAGCGGUUGGUGAUCUAAAAAACGUCAAGACUAUGAUUGAAGACAUGAAAGUAGACAUCAACUCUUCGAGACAUAACAUGACAGCUUUGAGUGUUUGCGCCGCAAAAUCGGGAUCGGCUGAAGUGAUCAAAUAUUUGAUCGAAAGGGGCGCUAAUAUUCGCGAUUCGUUUUUUCAUGCGAUCAAAGCGGGAAAUGUGGACACAGUUGAGGUUUUGCUUCCCAUAUUGAAAGCCAAAAACUGGGAAAAACUUCCGACCAAAGAAUCGGCUGUUUUUCCACCAUAUAUGACACCAAUAAUGUUGGCCGCUAUCUGUGGCCAUCGAGUUCUUGUAGAGCUGCUUAUGUAUAGGGGACAUACCAUACCAUUGCCGCAUAUGCCUGACUGUGAGUGCGAUGACUGCAAUGUUUCGUCGACUUCUUUAGCCACACCAUCGCAUCGAAAUCUGGACAUCUAUAGAGCACUGUGUAAUCCAUCGUACAUUGGACUCAACUCUGAAGAUCCGAUAAGCAAAGUCUUUUCUCUUGAGAGAGAGUAUCGCACUAUUAUAGAAAACAGUCAUUUUUCGCACCAAUAUUACGAUAUAUCCAAACAAAUGGAAAACUAUAUCACAGAAGUGUUUGAUGUGACGCGCGAUGCACUUGAAGUGAAUGUAUUGGUCCAACAAAAAGGAGUGAAUCCACGACCCAAUGCUUUCAUCAAAUAUCUGGUUCUUCAGAACGCAGUCGACAGCAAUUGGGUUGACUUUAUAGCCUCGAAACGCAUCGAAAGUCUGAGAGCCUAUCUCUGGUUGGGACAAAACAGGGUGUGGUUUGACUCUGGCUUCGUUGGUCUGACCAAAAAGUUUUUCCGAAGUUUACGUAUAAUUAUCUGCCAACCGAUGAGCAGCAUAUUGUUUGCCGUCCGAUAUAACAAACAUAUCACCGCUCAGUCACGCUAUUUAUGUCGGCUCUUCAAUGAGUCGGUGUUUGUCUCGUUUUUGGUCUACUCUAUCAAUCAUAACGUAAUAUUAUGCGAAAAAUCUUUUGGACAUUACAUGUUCACUGCCUUAACGAUUGUCUGGACAGUUGGCAAUAUUGUCAAUAUUACCAAAAAGUGUGCUAUUUUUGGUUUGAAAAAAAUCUGGAGAUUUUAUGGACACGUCUUUGAAUUGAUACUCACAAAUAUACUGUUCAUUAUUGUCGUCUUAGAUAUUCUGUGCUUAUAUAAGUCGUCAAAUGACCGGAUCAAUGAUAACAGACGUAAUCAGCAAGAAGUAAACGCUUAUAAAAACAAAGUCCAGACAUCCGAUUGUAUUAAAUUUACUUAUGUAUUGAUCAAACUAUUGGUGACAUUAAUAUACAUCCGAAUUGGUAUCUUAUCGACACUUCGAGCGUACAAAGGUUUGGGCGAAGACAGGAUUAUUCGCAUUAUUCUUCUGUCGUUUUGCUUAAUCGGUAUAUUAUAUCCAUUUAUCAGUCACUCAAUGGCCAGUCAUUACAAUUUAAGUAGUUUUGGUGUCAACUUACCGAUAUUUGGUUCAUUAGAUCCAAUUAUUGUAUUUAUUAUUAUCAACUUUCUUAUUGGAUUAGGUUUUGAGAUAUUUAGGGGGCCAGAGAAAAUUCAGGACAAGUCGUGGUGUUUCCAUUGGACGGCUCGACUCAUCCAUGAAAUACACGGCGCCUGUGAACUGGCCGUACCGUUCAAUUUGUUGGAAGUGUUUAGUGUGGCCUAUAUUCUGUUCAAACGGGUUGGCUUUAAGGAGAAAGUCCAACAAAAAGAUGUCAAACAAUAUCAUCGGAUCAAAGAUCUCGUAUAUUCCAGGUAUGAGUGCACCAAAUACUUGGAGUCAAAACCCUAUUCAAGAGUUCAUUUCGAGUUUAUUGUAAACGAUUCCCAAUCCCAUAGUAAAGACACUGAUAAUAAUAAUUCAGACACAACUCCACCGAAAACUAAGCCAAACUCAACUAACGUCUCACAUAAAACUAAAAGUUCAUAA